CACCAUGACGACACGAUCACUCGCAUCGUCCCCGACGCGACGACCGUCGACUGUCGGCCUAAUCACUGUGCUCUUCCUUGUCACGGUGGCACAAAUAUGCAGCGGAGCAUAUUACGGAAAACUGAUCGGUAAGUUGUCUGAACUUCAACAUGGCGUGAGCGGCGAGGUUUACGCUGUCGACGCAAGGACGCUAUUUAUCAAGGAUUUCACCUACGAUGGCGAAGGUCCAGCUGCCUUCUUUUACGCUGGAAACAGCAAAGGUCCGGGCAACAACGGAUUCCGAGUACGAGACGAACGCGGAACCACGAACCUCCUUAAACGGUAUCGUAAGAAGGACAUCACGCUGACCUUACCAGACGGCAAGACCUUGAAUAACAUUAAAUGGUUUUCGGUCUGGUGCGACGAAUUCUCGGUGAACUUUGGCGACGUCAGGAUUCCGCGAGGCUUCGAUUAUCCGAAACCACAGAAGCUGAAGGCAUUGAGCGGCAUACACGGUGUCAGUUCGGAGCCAAUUGUUAUCGUAGACGCACAGACUCUUCUUAUACCCAGAUUCAGUUACGACGGGGAAGCACCUGAUGCCAAGUUCUGGGUAGGCGCCGGUUCGACUCCUUCAUCGCAGGGUAUUCGGGUGCCCGAUGAGAAUGGAAAGGAGCAACCGUUGCGUCGUUACGAUCGCAAGACAAUCGUGCUGACAUUACCAGCUGAUCUGACAGUUCACCAGCUUGGUCACUUUGGGGUAUGGUGUGAAGCCUUUGCUGUGGACUUUGGCCACGUUCAGAUCCCACAUAGUUUGAACAUACCACCAUCCCUCAAAAUGCUGGGAGUUUCGCCACAGUCGAAACUUAACUGCGAGGUUCUCGAGGACAGCUUAGCUUUCGAGGUGCGAUGGGCCGUGGCCGGAGAUAGCAUUGUCAUCCAACUGGUCGCGAAGUUAGAUGACGGACAGUACAUGUCCUUCGGAUUGUCCGCCGACACGGAGAAAAGCAUGAUGGUUCCUGGGGAUGUCACCGUGGCCUGGGUCGACAAGCAGACCCUGCAGGGAUAUGCCAUCGAUUACUCCUUGAACGCGAAGUCUCAGUGCUCCGGACGUCGUGGUAGCUGCCCAGACAGACGCAUACAGGAGAACACGGACUCGGUGCGGUUGUUGAACGCGGCGAUGGUGAAUGGCUACAGCAUUGUCACGUAUCAGAGACCGCUGAAGGCCAGUGACGAGUUGGAUCUACCGAUACUGACGAACGGAUCGCAGGCAAUAAUCUGGGCCAUCGGGCCGCUAAACGAUCGGCAGGAAGUCAGUUUCCACAGCCACUAUCUGAAGACCGAUCGGUUCAUCGAAUUCGCCAGACCACCCGCAUGGAAUUGUCCCAUGCCGGAUCAGGAGCUUCCUUAUGGCGAUGCUAACGAGACAGCAAGCAACAAUCAACUCGCCACGAGAAGGCCACAACGUGUAGUGGCAACUCCUGCACCGGCUUCUACGAAUGACGCUUGGGAGAUACCACCGAUUCAAUGUUAUGAGCCGGAAGAUGGUAUUUUCUACGCACAAAUGGGACCCACCGGAGGAAAACACGGCUACCCGGCUAUUACUGGUCACGUUGGUUGGGGGAUCUCUUGGUAUAUCAAUGGAUUACUGAUACCUGUGAUUAAUGUGGUGCGGGGCAGGAGAUACACUUUUGUCGUGGAAGGCGGUUCAGAUCCCGACGCUCCGGCGCGUUAUCAUCCAUUCUACAUCACAGAUGACCCGAUAGGCGGGUAUUAUCACAAAACAGCUGAGGAGAAAGCGAAAGUUAAGAUAUUCGCGGGUGUACGUCGACAACGCGGCAAGAUCAUCCCCACCGGCGUAGGUCGCCUCUGCAACUGGGUGCCGGAUCAGAACCAACCGCCCGCGGAUGAGUUCGCGUCCUUCGGUGCUUAUCAGCGUACCCUGACUCUCGAAUGCGAUCACGGCGAGCCGGGCAUCGUGGAGUGGACACCCGAUGAGAAUACCCCCGACACGGUGUAUUAUCAGUGCUUCACACAUCGUUACCUAGGCUGGAAGAUCAAUGUCCUCGACAACUGCGAUGCCAGCGAGGCGUCACCGGCGGCCAGUGAGAAGCGCGAGGUGUUCGCGGAACCGGACCAGGGUCAUCAGGACCUGGAGUACGGCGCUAGUAUUUCCGUGCCGAGCAAGGUAACGCCAACGGCGGAGUUCCUUCAUCAACAGCAUGCCCAUCAUUCUCAUCGCGAAUACGGCCACCGUUACCCUCAUCAUCAUUCAACGACUAACAGCAAGUUAAGCGUCUCGCAUCCUCAGCUACUAACGAACGCCAAUAACAAUUACGAUCGCUUGCAAUCAUCACCAUCGUCCGAAAUCUCGUACGAGAUACGUCCAAGGGACGCACAACGCGUUGACGAGGAGAUCCUACCGCAGCAGAAGCAGCAGAAGUCGCAGCAACACCGAUCGGCCAUGAUCGUUCAUGAAUCGCCAUCAUCUCUUCACGCUGGAACUCAUGUCACAGAGCUCGCGCGGGAGAUUCAGCAUACCGCCACUAACCAGGAAUUGUCUAACCUCGUUGCAGAUCACCAACGACCAUCACUGAGUCAUGGGACAAGGUUGCCCUACGUAACAGCGGCCAUCAGCAACACCCAGCUACCGUUCUCCCGAGCGCCGCAUCAUUACGCGAGCAAUUAUCAUCACUACGUCCGUCAUCAGCUUCCUUCGCCUCCUUCUCGUUAUUAUCAUCAGCUCGAACCACCGAGGACCCAACUGAUGAUUAUCCGCCGGCCGGUGACAUUAACGCGCCGUCCAAUGUUGCAGACAUUACAGCAGGCCGCCAAUAUGAUAACCACGGGCGCGUUAUCGUUGCCAUUUCCGUUCUCCUUCGGUUCAUCAUCCUCGCCGCGACCGAUCCUCAUCGAACGCAAGAAAUCCGUUUACCGACCACCUGUCGCAAUAACAACGCUGAAGACGACGCCGAGGACGAUGGCCGACAAGGCGUCGCUAUCCGGGAAACUCACGGCAAAGAUUGACACGAAGCAACGUACGAAAUUCGAGGCAAAGUUAGGAUCGGAUUCGGACAUCACUGAGAAUCACUUGGGUCCCUCUUGGAAGCUUUUGAAACCCGCGCGCAACACCGGCUUCAACCCCGAUUCCAUCGUCAUCGAGAGCGGCUUUAAACCGAUCAUCAGAAAUGUCUUUGACAAAGCGCCAGAUGUAACACAGAAGAGAAUGUGGCAGGACGGGCCGCUCAGAAAAAACGGGGAUUAUCGUACAAUCGAUGAGUUCUCGCCCGUUUUCGUACCGUCGCUGCCCGUGACAUCGUCCACGAUCGACGGCGGCAGGAAGCGGAAGAAGAAGACAUCUUCCACGCGUUCCCCGCCACGUUUCGAUGAUCUCGACGACAUGGAGAUGGCGGCCGAUCUCAGACUAGAUACCUACUAUCUGCCGCCAAUCGGGAGGACUAGGCCGGAGGAAUUACCGUCACCUUCCUCCUCUGAUGUCCUAAUCACCUACGAUGGUAAGAAGCUGAGUGACUCCACCGGUCUGGCCAGGUCCAUUUCCGAUUCCGAGCAUCACGCCAAGGGCCAAUUGACCUCGGAUAUUCUUAGUAGAACACCGCAGUUCGGUAAGUUCCAGGGUGAGCUGCCGCCGCUGAUUCCCGGGGAGAUGCGUGCAAACGACUCGAUUCCUCUCUCGUAUGGGAAGAAGAACCGUCUAGCGGCCGUCGAUCUAUCGCCGCGUCAACAGCUACCGAAGACGAGCACGAGGUUGAAGCUGGUAGAGAGGUCGAAGAGAUCGCCUCUGGACGUCGGUCGCACGAUGUCCAGCGUAGACUUUCAGCAUGAACAUCGAGAACGCGACCGGAUCGAAACGAUCAACUGCGGAACGCGCCUCGGCAAUUUCGGGUGGGUCGUUCUAAUCGUGAUUGCACGUCUCGCGAUCUGAGAGAUCGGCGACCGACCUCGUGUCCUCCGACGAAGGCACGCCGUAUCCUCGACGGGACGUCGGAAGGGAUUGGAAGACGAUUGGAAGAUUGAUUGUCUUGAGCACGCCUGCGUGGCUCGCGACGACACACAGGAUCGUUCGGGAAUAGUAGACGAUAUACUCUCCAACUGCGUUAACACCGGGGAAGGCAUUACUAACCACUGAGAAAACCGCUGGUUUCCUAUACAGUAGUACAAUCCACCUGUCAAGCUCGCGUCUCGCAUCUCUGGUACUUCGAUCCGCUCUCGAUCGUGUUCUUUGCGCGGCGGUCAUUAGCCGAAUGCCGAUUUACGUUCCUUCCAUGAAUUGAAUUCGGACUUUUAUUUCCAGACAUUUUUAUAAUGCUCUUAGAUAUUGUAUUGUUUGGAAAAGGAAGUAGUAUCUUAGUAAGUCUUAUACGUUAAUCUACGCACGCGUUUACUUUCUUGUUCCGAUAUUAACGGAGUUAUGUAAUUUAUA
This is a messenger RNA of Acromyrmex echinatior (Panamanian leafcutter ant), 4417 nucleotides long. It is a transcript of the gene Skeletor, whose product is annotated as DM13 and DOMON_DOH domain-containing protein skeletor. Lineage: Eukaryota; Metazoa; Arthropoda; Insecta; Hymenoptera; Formicidae. The record is from RefSeq and is a predicted model, not a curated record.